AGAUGAGAUCCAUCCUUCUCCCCAACCCCAACCCCGAAACCUAAUUUUAGUUAGUUUUUCCACUCACAUUGAUUCAUCACAAUAUAAUCCAUACUUGAAAAACUUUUGAGACUUAAUUAAAGUCCAACAUAUGUGUGCAAGCUAGCUGUUGAGAAGAUGAAGAUGGAUAACUAACUCGGAUAAUAACAAAAAGACACAUGCAUAUUGGUCAUGUGUGAUUGAUUGAUUAAUUUAGAAACAACGGGCAGACCAAAUUUCUUAGCGACAUUCAUCUCAUGAGCAACCUCUCCAGUCAAGCUCACAACUUUAGCGUUUUUCAUAUAAAACCCAUUUCCCAAUUACCUUCACAAGAAAGGAUAGGAGAUGGACCGACCAAUGAAGAGCUCAUCAUCGUCAGCAGCAGCAGGUGCAGAGGAAGUAGUAAUGGAGAUAGAGGCCCACAAGCCACAAACAAAUGGUCUGGUUGUUGGAGGGCUUAGCCCUUUGAGUGAAAGCCUGUGGAAGGAGAGAACCUACACAGAAUUUGUGGGUGACGUGUCGGCCAGGCUGGCUUGGAAAGAUCUAACGGUAACCGUCACCCUCAGCAAUGGAGACUCUCAGAAUGUUUUGGAGGGACUGAGUGGGUAUGCUGAGCCUGGAUCCUUUACUGCUCUCAUGGGCCCUUCCGGCUCCGGAAAAUCCACGUUGCUCGAUGCCCUUUCUGGCCGCCUUGCUGCCAAUGCAUUCCUUUCUGGGCUAAUUCUGCUUAAUGGCCGCAAGGCCAACUUAUCGUUCGGGACAGCUGCCUAUGUAACGCAAGAUGACAACUUGAUCGGCACCCUGACGGUUCGUGAAACAAUAUCAUAUUCGGCCCGGCUGAGACUGCCGGACAGAAUGCCGUGGGCAGACAAACGGGCACUGGUCGAGAGCACAAUCAUUGAGAUGGGACUUCAAGAUUGCUCAGACACAGUCAUCGGCAAUUGGCACUUGCGUGGUGUGAGUGGUGGAGAAAGAAGAAGGGUUAGCAUUGCUGUGGAGAUCCUGAUGAGACCAAGGUUACUUUUUCUUGAUGAACCCACCAGUGGUCUUGACAGCGCAUCAGCAUUCUUCGUCACCCAGACUUUGCGUGGGCUGUCCAGAGAUGGCCGAACAGUCAUAGCCUCCAUUCACCAGCCCAGUAGUGAAGUUUUUGAGCUGUUUGACAGAUUAUACUUACUUUCUGGUGGAAAAACCGUUUACUUUGGCCAGGCUUCCGAAGCAUACGAGGCAACAAUUCUUUCACUUCUUUUUUUUGCUCAAGCUGGCUUUCCAUGUCCAGCUUUACGGAACCCCUCUGAUCAUUUCCUCCGUUGCAUCAACUCUGAUUUUGACAAGGUUAAAGCUACACUGAAAGGAUCCAUGAAAAUAAAGUUUGAGGCUACUGACGAUCCUAUGGAAAAAGUAACCACGACAGAAGCUAUUCGGACGCUGGUUGACUCUUAUCAUGCUUCUCAGUAUUGUUAUUCAGCAAAAGAAAGAAUUGAGGAGAUAUCCAAAAUUAAAGGAACUGUGCUAGAUUCUGGAGGGAGCCAGGCAAGUUUCUUCAUGCAGGCUACUACCUUAACCGCACGCUCAUUCGUUAAUAUGUCAAGAGACUUUGGUUAUUACUGGCUGAGGCUCGUUAUCUAUGUCGUGGUCACAAUUUGCAUUGGGACCAUUUAUUUGAAUGUCGGAACAAGCUACAAUUCAAUCCUGGCAAGGGGUGCGUGUGCAUCUUUCGUUUUUGGUUUUGUGACUUUUAUGUCCAUUGGUGGAUUCCCUUCGUUUGUGGAAGAUAUGAAGGUUUUCCAAAGGGAGAGACUUAAUGGGCACUAUGGAGUUACUGCCUUUGUGAUUAGCAACACAUUGUCUGCAAUGCCUUUUCUGAUAUUAAUCACCUUCAUAUCCGGUACUGUGUGCUACUUCAUGGUACGCCUCCACCCAGGCUUGUCACACUAUUUAUUCUUCAUAUUGUGCCUUUACGCGAGUGUUACUGUGGUUGAGAGCCUCAUGAUGGCUAUUGCCAGUGUUGUUCCUAAUUUCCUUAUGGGUAUCAUCAUUGGGGCUGGAAUACAGGGAAUAUUUAUGCUCGUCUCUGGCUACUUCCGACUUCCGAAGGACAUCCCAAAACCUUUCUGGCGUUACCCAAUGUCUUACAUAAGUUUCCACUUCUGGGCUCUGCAGGGGCAGUACCAGAAUGAUCUAAAAGGCUUAGUCUUUGACAAUCAGUCACCUGAUCUUCCAAAGAUUCCAGGAGAAUAUAUCUUACAAAAUGUUUUCCAGAUUGAUAUGCAGAGAUCAAAAUGGGUGGAUCUAAGUGUUCUCUUGAGCAUGAUUAUAAUUUAUAGGAUUAUCUUCUUCAUCAUGAUCAAAGUUAACGAGGAUGUCACCCCUUGGGUUCGUGGUUAUAUGGCACGACGAAGAAUGCAACAAAAAAAUGCUAGCCAGAAUACUACAGUCACUCCAUUUGCUCUUACCCAAUCACCUUCCCUCAGGAAUUAUGUCCAAAAUCGUGCUUCUGGUAGAUAGUUAAUACAGCACCCAAUUUCCACUGUCAGGCUGCAGUUGUUGGAACUCCAUGAAAGGCAAACUAUUUGAUCUUAAAUAUCACUACAACGGAGGAUUUAGCUAACUUUUGAAGUUUUUUUACUGGAAUUUAGACAUAUGGAUUUUGCAUACCAUUAUCUUCAAUCGAGAGACAUGUAUUAAAUGCUAGUGGCUACUAGUUAUAAUUUGCUAUUGUGGAGAGAGGGGAAAUAUUUUAAUUUUUAAUUCCCCAUGUAUUACUGUAAAAGAGUAGGUAACCCACUUAACUUCCAUUGCAAAAUCUUUCCGCAAAUUGCACUUAGGUAACUAACAGGGUAAUUAAUAACUAACUGAUCCUGUUAGCAGGUCUAUGGCAAGCUCCCACAGGACAAUUCUUGAAUGAAAUGAAUAACUAUUUCUGCAUACUCUGUCCAGGCAUGAAACAUUAGAUGGAACCCAACG
This is a messenger RNA of Striga asiatica, 2985 nucleotides long. NCBI's taxonomy places the organism in Eukaryota, Viridiplantae, Streptophyta, Magnoliopsida, Lamiales, Orobanchaceae. The record is from the annotation of a GenBank genome assembly.